AUUAUGUCGCAUAUCGCUGCAAAUGUUGAAAUUCGUUCGAUUUCCGAUGACGAAACGAGUUCCGUGUCCUCUUUUCCGCGGUCGACGCGAGAUUUGGUCGAAACGAUGCACGAUGCCGACCUUUUUGAGUAUCCCGAGGGGCAGGAAGUCACCACAGAUGAGAUGAUUGCGGAAGCGAUAAGGGGCGGACCACAAAUUUCCGACCUAAAUAUGGAUGGAUGCACGAAUGUGACGAUCGGAAAUCAAACACACAUCAAAGGAACUGUGAUAAUUCGGAAUGUUUUGACGCGAAGUGAGGCCAUUUGUGGGAAAAAUGACGAGGAAUUGUCGAGCAGUAGUGAUUUUUCGAAAGAUACAGAGACGGGAGACGGUUACAAAGGCUUCGGCUUGAAAAGUUCACGAUCACGGAGAAUUUUAAUCUUAUCAGCGGUGAUAAUUUUGAGUGGAUUCUUGCUUGCGAUGGGAAUUACGCUGAUAAUUUUGUUUUCCACGUCAGAAAAUUCUAUUCCUGUAACAACUUUUGAGCCUUCGACAACACUUUCAACCACAGAAAUUCCUUCGACUUCGUCAACGAUGCCUUCGACAAUUCCUCCAACGACUCCAGAAACAACAACUCCCGAAAUAACGACGACGACGCCGUUUCCGUUGACGAUUGUGAGACGUCGUGAUUGGAAUCAAACGCCAAAUCAUGCAAACAAAAAUUUAUCUCAUCCGGCUGAGGAAAUUUUCAUUGCUCACACGGGAGAUUUGCUGAAAAAGGAAUUUCCGAAUGGGUGUUCGACGAAAAAAGAUUGUACGAGCUUUGCUGUGAAAAUGGAAGAAUAUUACAUUAAAAAAGCGUUUUGGGAUGAUUUGCCGUACAACUUUUUCCUUGGGCAUGACGGGCUUUUGUAUGAAGGCAGGGGUUGGCGGUAUGAUGGAUCUUUAACUUCUGCAUUUCAAGGCGAUGAUUGUAUAUCAAUUGGCUUCAUUGGAGACUACACUCAUUUCGACCCUACUGACGAGCAAAUUCAAAUUCUCUUUGCAAUUAUAGAUCUCGGAAUUGAAAAAGGCUACAUAUCACCGAAUUACAAAAUUUUCGGACAUUGUCAAGCUUCUAAUUCAAAAAGCCCGGGAAAAAGAUUUUACGAAAACCUUCAAAGUUGGAAUAAUUGGUCAAAUUAUUCAAGUCAUCGAGUACUGAAUGAAUGUAAAUUUGAGUGAAAAUAUUAAACAAGUCACAAAACUGAAACAAAAACUUACCUGAAUUAAAACUUUUUAUAAGAAAAAACACGAAAAAUUUACCAAAACCAUAUUUUAUUAUUUUUAUUAGACCAAGUUUCAUCAUUUUUAUUAUUUAAUAUUAUUUUAAUUAAUUUUUAAUAUUUAUCUUAAAAUUAAUUAUAGCCUUAAUUUAAUUUACAUUUUUUUAUACGUAUAUUAUUUUUUAGAUCUUAAUUAAAAAUUUUACAUAAAAAAACUGUCCAAAAAAUGAUUUCAAAUUAUAAAAAAAAUAAAAAAAAAAUGUUUACUCAGUUUUGGCAUUGAAAUAAAUAUCAGUGCCAUUGGUCAACUCAGGGACCGUGGAGGAGGACAUUUCCAUCGUAUUGAGCAUGAUAUUUAUUACAACGACUGCCAAAUUAAUGCCCAAAGAGAUAUUUUGCCCCAAAUCUGCCUUUUCAUGGUGCUCCGAGUUAUUAAUAUCUUGGGUGCCGAGGAAAAUACAAAUUAAGCCUUGGGCGAUCUGAUA
This is a messenger RNA of Culicoides brevitarsis, 1729 nucleotides long. RefSeq lists its product as uncharacterized. The transcript has 3 exons. Gene Ontology annotation, biological process: peptidoglycan catabolic process. The record is from RefSeq and is a predicted model, not a curated record. Lineage: Eukaryota; Metazoa; Arthropoda; Insecta; Diptera; Ceratopogonidae. The coding region runs from base 4 to 1203 and encodes 399 amino acids. Gene Ontology annotation, molecular function: zinc ion binding; N-acetylmuramoyl-L-alanine amidase activity.